Messenger RNA from Hyaena hyaena (striped hyena), 1392 nucleotides. It is a transcript of the gene TBPL2, whose product is annotated as TATA-box binding protein like 2. The transcript has 8 exons. Gene Ontology annotation, biological process: DNA-templated transcription initiation. Gene Ontology annotation, molecular function: DNA binding; RNA polymerase II general transcription initiation factor activity. Bases 1 to 1392 code for a protein of 463 amino acids. Lineage: Eukaryota; Metazoa; Chordata; Mammalia; Carnivora; Hyaenidae. The record is from RefSeq and is a predicted model, not a curated record.
AUGUUCAACGCCUUCACUUCCUUCGCUGCUAACACAGAGACCUCUGUUGUGCAGGCAAAGGCAGCACUUGGCAGGUACUGGAGGAAAUCUCCAGAUUUGCGGGCCAAGAGCUUCUCAGCAGUAGGCGGGCAGCUUGGACUAGGCGGAGGCGGAGGCCCAGGGGAGGGACCUGAGGGGCCAGGGCCCAGCCCCUUCUCGCCUCGACCCCCAGCCGGGCCCACCUCGCCAAUUGCGCCCGCGGGGCUGAUAAAAGGCCUGUGCGCCACGCGCGCUCAGUCGGGCUCAGCUGCAGCUCGGCUCCCCUGGGCGCUUCCCUUUUCCCGUCUCCCAGCGCUGCUAACUGUGGGGCCUCCACCCAUGGAGGAGGAGCAGACCUACCUGGAGCUGUACCUGGACCAGUGCGGCGCCCAGGAUGACCUCGCUCCACCCAGGUCAUUGCUGCUCAGCUCAGUUGUACCUGAUGAUGGGUACCUACCUCAUACAUCCAAUUCAGAGACUGUGUUUAAUUCACAUCCUGAAGAAGUCAAAGAAGCAUCUGGGCAUUUCUCAUCUGUGGAUCUUAGCUUUCUACCAGAUGAACUGACCCAAGAAAAUAAAGACCAGAGUGUCAUUAGAAGCAAGCAAGACACUGAAGAAAAUUGUAAAACUCAAAGUCAGCAAAGUAGAUUGUCAUUACCCAGAGAACAGGACGUUGGUCUGGGCUUAAUCAGCGGCAGCACUUUGUUGAAUUCCCAUUCACAAGCGUACGCUGGUGAUGCUGACUCAGUCCAGCCCUCUCCUGAGAAACCAAACUCCACGCCUCUGAUGUCCAUAACUCCCAUGACCCCAGUGACCCCUGUUUCAGAAUGUUCUGGAAUUGUGCCUCAACUACAGAAUAUAGUUUCCACUGUAAACCUGGCCUGUAAAUUGGAUCUGAAGAAAAUAGCUUUGCAUGCAAAAAAUGCAGAGUAUAACCCAAAGAGGUUCGCUGCUGUCAUAAUGAGGAUCCGAGAGCCCAGGACAACAGCCCUCAUAUUUAGCUCUGGGAAAAUGGUCUGCACGGGAGCCAAAAGUGAAGAGCAGUCUCGACUUGCUGCGAGGAAGUAUGCUCGUGUGGUGCAGAAGCUUGGGUUCCCAGCCAGAUUCCUCGAUUUUAAAAUUCAGAACAUGGUUGGAAGCUGUGAUGUGAGAUUUCCCAUCAGGCUGGAAGGUUUGGUGCUAACCCAUCAGCAGUUCAGUAGUUAUGAACCUGAACUGUUUCCUGGCCUUAUUUAUAGAAUGGUAAAACCACGAAUUGUGUUGCUUAUCUUUGUAUCUGGAAAAGUUGUGUUGACAGGUGCCAAAGAACGUUCUGAGAUCUAUGAAGCAUUUGAAAACAUCUAUCCUAUUCUAAAAGGUUUUAAAAAAGCCUGA